Molecule: messenger RNA, 1048 nt
Organism: Capsicum annuum
Lineage: Eukaryota; Viridiplantae; Streptophyta; Magnoliopsida; Solanales; Solanaceae
Product: probable transmembrane ascorbate ferrireductase 4
Exons: 5
Coding region: 94-837 (247 amino acids)
Molecular function (GO): oxidoreductase activity
Source: RefSeq, a predicted model, not a curated record
AAAAACAGUGCUUUUGAUCAUAACUUGAAGCUAGUUGUCGGUGACAGUACAAAUAAUAAUGCUACUAGUACUAUUAACUACUUCCACUAAGCCAUGGCUUCUGCUACUGCUGUUGAGUCAUCACUAUCACUUUCACCAUUUUCUUUACUUGUAUUAGCAAGACUUUCAGCUUCUAUUGUUGCUCUUCUUGUUCUUACUUGGGCUCUACAUUUCAAGACUAGUUUUCACCCUACUUCUUCUUCUUCUCAAGAAGACCUUAUUUAUGCUGUGCUUCAUCCAUUAUUAAUGGUGAUUGGGUUCAUUCUCAUAAGUGGAGAAGCCAUAUUGGUGCAUAGAUGGUUGCCAGGUUCAAGAAAUUUGAAGAAAUCAGUGCAUUUGUGUCUACAAGGACUGGCUUUGGCUUGUGGGAUUUUUGGGAUAUGGACAAAAUUCCAUAGUAGAGAUGGGAUUGUGGCUAAUUUCUACAGUUUGCAUUCAUGGAUGGGUAUCAUUUGUGUUUCCCUUUUUGGUGCUCAGGUUUUAGCACUAAGAACCUUUUUGGAUAUAGCCAAGACUACAACAUACGGAUUCACAACUUCUUCUGCUCUGGAGUUCAAAAAGAGCGCAAUAAUGGAUCACGUAGUGAACUCACGAGUGGUUGAUGGGCUUCUUAAGCUUUUGGCACAGAGGAGAAGUACGAAUGACAAGAAUACGUAUACUUCCAUGGCAUGUAUUCCUCGGCUUAUACACAUAUGGAUUGGCUGUAGCAACAGCAGAAACAGGACUUCUCGAGAAGUUGACCUUCUUGCAAACAAACGGAGCUGUGCAGAAACGCUGCACAGAGUCCAUGAUCGUUAAUGGCAUGGGACUCGGUUUAGCUCUCCUUAGCGGCAUGGUUAUCUUUGCUGCUGUGUUGCCAAAACAUCAAAUGUCACAUUCUAAGACUGUUUACUCUAGUAAUAAGCUGCAUUCUUAGUUUCUCAUACGUUGUGUAUACCGAUAAUUCUCAUGUAAAUACGCGGUGUUGUUUAUAAUAUGAAGAAGGUCCAAUAAGUUCCUUUUUUUUCAA